AUGACUUGUGCAACUGGUACUGGAAGCGCUGGUUCUUCAAGUGGUACUGGAGGCGCUGGACCAACAAGUGGUACUGGAGGCGCUGAACCAACAAGUGGUACUGAAGGCGCUGGACCAACAAGUGGUACUGAAGGCGCUGGACCAACAAGUGGUACUGAAGGCGCUGGACCAACAAGUGGUACUGAAGGCGCUGGACCAACAAGUGGUACUGAAGGCGCUGGACCAACAAGUGGUACUGAAGGCGCUGGACCAACAAGUGGUACUGGAGGCGCUGGACCAACAAGUGGUACUGAAGGCGCUGGACCAACAAGUGGUACUGAAGGCGCUGGACCAACAAGUGGUACUGGAGGCGCUGGACCAACAAGUGGUACUGGAGGCGCUGGACCAACAAGUGGUACUGAAGGCGCUGGACCAACAAGUGGUACUGAAGGCGCUGGACCAACAAGUGGUACUGGAGGCGUUGGACCAACAAGUGGUACUGGAGGCGCUGGACCAACAAGUGGUACUGAAGGCGCUGGACCAACAAGUGGUACUGAAGGCGCUGGACCAACAAGUGGUACUGAAGGCGCUGGACCAACAAGUGGUACUGGAGGCGCUGGACCAACAAGUGGUACUGAAGGCGCUGGACCAACAAGUGGUACUGAAGGCGCUGGACCAACAAGUGGUACUGAAGGCGCUGGACCAACAAGUGGUACUGAAGGCGCUGGACCAACAAGUGGUACUGGAGGCGCUGGACCAACAAGUGGUACUGGAGGCGCUGGACCAACAAGUGGUACUGAAGGCGCUGGACCAACAAGUGGUACUGAAGGCGCUGGACCAACAAGUGGCGCUGGACCAACAAGUGGUACUGAAGGCGCUGGACCAACAAGUGGUACUGGAGGCGCUGGACCAACAAGUGGUACUGAAGGCGCUGGACCAACAAGUGGUACUGAAGGCGCUGGACCAACAAGUGGUACUGGAGGCGCUGGACCAACAAGUGGUACUGAAGGCGCUGGACCAACAAGUGGUACUGGAGGCGCUGGACCAACAAGUGGUACUGAAGGCGCUGGACCAACAAGUGGUACUGGAGGCGCUGGACCAACAAGUGGUACUGAAGGCGCUGGACCAACAAGUGGUACUGAAGGCGCUGGACCAACAAGUGGUACUGAAGGCGCUGGACCAACAAGUGGUACUGGAGGCGCUGGACCAACAAGUGGUACUGAAGGCGCUGGACCAACAAGUGGUACUGAAGGCGCUGGACCAACAAGUGGCGCUGGACCAACAAGUGGUACUGAAGGCGCUGCACCAACAAGUGAUACUGGAGGCGCUGGACCAACAAGUGGUACUGGAGGCGUUGGACCAACAAGUGGUACUGGAGGCGCUGGACCAACAAGUGGUACUGAAGGCGCUGGACCAACAAGUGGUACUGAAGGCGCUGGACCAACAAGUGGUACUGGAGGCGCUGGACCAACAAGUGGUACUGAAGGCGCUGGACCAACAAGUGGUACUGAAGGCGCUGGACCAACAAGUGGUACUGGAGGCGCUGGACCACCAAGUGGUACUGAAGGCGCUGGACCAACAAGUGGUACUGAAGGCGCUGGACCAACAAGUGGUACUGGAGGCGCUGGACCAACAAGUGGUACUGAAGGCGCUGGACCAACAAGUGGUACUGAAGGCGCUGGACCAACAAGUGGUACUGAAGGCGCUGGACCAACAAGUGGUACUGGAGGCGCUGGUUCUUCAAGUGGUACUGGAAGCGCUGGUUCUUCAAGUGGCACCCGAAGCGCUGGUUCUUCAAGUGGUACUGGAAGCGCUGGUCCAACUUCAGAAUCAUUCAUCCCACCGGCUUCUAAUCAUGGGCCAGUGGUUCGCAACGGAAUCCCUCAGCCAGCUUCCGAACAUAGACCAACUACUCCUCAACCAUCAAUUCCAACUUCAAUUACUUAUUAUCCACCGCUCAGCAUUAAAAUGAAGUCCAUAAUUCAAAGAAUAAAGCAGCAGCGACCAUCACUUUUCAACAUUCCACCAUUUUUACGAAAAUAA
Microplitis mediator is the source of this 2022-nucleotide messenger RNA. RefSeq lists its product as uncharacterized. NCBI's taxonomy places the organism in Eukaryota, Metazoa, Arthropoda, Insecta, Hymenoptera, Braconidae. The record is from RefSeq and is a predicted model, not a curated record. The transcript has 7 exons. Bases 1 to 2022 code for a protein of 673 amino acids.